This is a messenger RNA of Anthostomella pinea, 990 nucleotides long. Lineage: Eukaryota; Fungi; Ascomycota; Sordariomycetes; Xylariales; Xylariaceae. The record is from the annotation of a GenBank genome assembly.
AUGAUGCGACACCUUUGCCCUUGGGCGACCAAGCCCACCACCAGCACCAUCCGGCAACUCUCAUCACCACUCUCCCCAGCGCGCCACCAUCCUCACAAGCCCCUGAACAUCCCGCAACGGCAACACCACCACCACCACCACCGCCCCUACUCCAACUUCGCGCCCCAGCAACCCAUCACCUACCGCAUCCCACCACCACCCCACCGAUCCAGAUGGAGCCGCCUCUGCGACAUGGCCAUCGGCUCCUUUCUCACCAUCAGCGCGUACCUCGCGCUCCAGCACUACGAGCUGCGUCGCUACCAGCGCGCGCUCAUGGAGGCGGAGCGCGAGGUGCGCGAGGUGCUGGAGCUGCACGACCACUUCGCGGGGCUGAUCGCCGAGGCGCGGGAACGCGGCGAUAGUGAUGAUGUGCUGCGCGAGCUGCUGUUUGAGCAGCAGCGGUUGGUCAACGCCAAGAUGUCUCAGCGCGGCGGCGGCGACGGGGAUCUGGAAGUUGAUAUUGAGGAGGGUCCGCUAUUGGGGUUCCCGGCGGGACAUGAGCUAGCUGGGCGCGAGCGGGUGCGGGUGCGCGAUACGCUUGUGUUCUUUGAGAGGCCCGACGGGGAUGGGGAGGAGUACGACGACGAGUAUGAUGAGGAGGAUGGACCCUGGCCGGCCCACGCCUGCAUCGCCGUCAAUGCCGACUCGGACGGCUUCGUCGGCGCCGGCGAUGGCGGCAGCAGCAGCAACAACAACAAAUUGAAGCGCCCUCGGACGCUAGACGUCGACAACGAGGACCUAGACCCGGGCGCGUCGAAGCUGCACGAGGUACUGUGGCGUUUCCGGGAGCAGGCGGCGGUCUGGGAGAGGGAGGGCAGGCUGGAUAGGGGGCAGGAGGUCGUGGUGGUGAUUGCGCUGCGCGACGACUCGCUGGCUUUUGUGUAUGGCAGAAAUGAGAGGCUGGACGGGUUUGUGGGGACUACGAGCUUGAUUCCUAGUUGGACACGAUAG